AUGCUCGGCUGGGUGGUAGCGUCGGUGGAAAACACACAGAGGGAGGAUUUUAAUACCGAACCACACUCUCUUCCCAUAUUGUCCACUCCACUAGACAAUAACAGUUCACGGGCGGUUAUUACUCUGUUCAUAUUUAAUUACCAAUCCAAUCUGUUCAUAUCUAUCUAUCUAUCUAUCUAUCUAUCUAUCGCAGUCUAUUCAUAUCUAUCACGGUCUGUUCAUAUAUAUCUAUCCCAGAUUGUUCAUAUCCAUUUAUCUAUCAAUCUAUCGGAAUCAGUUUAUAUCUAUCUAUCUAUCUAUCUAUCUAUCUAUCUAUUUAUCUAUCUAUCUAUCUAUCUAUCUAUCUAUCUAUCUAUCGCAGUCUAUUCAUAUCUAUCACGGUCUGUUCAUAUAUAUCUAUCCCAGACUGUUCAUAUCCAUUUAUCUAUCAAUCUAUCGGAAUCAGUUUAUAUCUAUCUAUCUAUCUAUCUAUCUAUCUAUCUAUCUAUCUAUCUAUCUAUCUAUCUAUCGCAGUCUAUUCAUAUCUAUCACGGUCUGUUCAUAUAUAUCUAUCCCAGAUUGUUCAUAUCCAUUUAUCUAUCAAUCUAUCGGAAUCAGUUUAUAUCUAUCUAUCUAUCUAUCUAUCUAUCUAUCUAUCUAUCUAUUUAUCGCAGUCUAUUCAUAUCUAUCACGGUCUGUUCAUAUAUAUCUAUCCCAGAUUGUUCAUAUCCAUUUAUCUAUCAAUCUAUCGGAAUCAGUUUAUAUCUAUCUAUCUAUCUAUCUAUCUAUCUAUCUAUCUAUCUAUCUAUCUAUCUAUCGCAGUCUAUUCAUAUCUAUCACGGUCUGUUCAUAUAUAUCUAUCCCAGACUGUUCAUAUCCAUUUAUCUAUCAAUCUAUCGGAAUCAGUUUAUAUCUAUCUAUCUAUCUAUCUAUCUAUCUAUCUAUCUAUCUAUCUAUCUAUCGCAGUCUAUUCAUAUCUAUCACGGUCUGUUCAUAUAUAUCUAUCCCAGAUUGUUCAUAUCCAUUUAUCUAUCAAUCUAUCGGAAUCAGUUUAUAUCUAUCUAUCUAUCUAUCUAUCUAUCUAUCUAUCUAUCUAUCUAUCUAUCUAUCUAUCUAUCGCAGUCUAUUCAUAUCUAUCACGGUCUGUUCAUAUAUAUCUAUCCCAGAUUGUUCAUAUCCAUUUAUCUAUCAAUCUAUCGGAAUCAGUUUAUAUCUAUCUAUCUAUCUAUCUAUCUAUCUAUCUAUCUCGGGAAUAUUUUCGGCAUCAGAUUAUUAUUUCUUAUAUGCGAUAUUUAUUAG
Acanthosepion pharaonis is the source of this 1278-nucleotide messenger RNA. The record is from the annotation of a GenBank genome assembly. NCBI's taxonomy places the organism in Eukaryota, Metazoa, Mollusca, Cephalopoda, Sepiida, Sepiidae.